This is a messenger RNA of Osmerus eperlanus (European smelt), 2303 nucleotides long. RefSeq names its product B- and T-lymphocyte attenuator-like. Gene Ontology annotation, cellular component: plasma membrane. Gene Ontology annotation, biological process: immune response-regulating cell surface receptor signaling pathway. The coding region runs from base 254 to 1198 and encodes 314 amino acids. The record is from RefSeq and is a predicted model, not a curated record. NCBI's taxonomy places the organism in Eukaryota, Metazoa, Chordata, Actinopteri, Osmeriformes, Osmeridae. Gene Ontology annotation, molecular function: signaling receptor activity. The transcript has 7 exons.
GUGGAAAUCAGCAGUGUAGCAGAGGAGUGCCACAGCCAUACUCACAGUGGUACCUACCUGGGUGAGAGGCCAUGCGUCAGCUCUGCUAGAGAGAGCUCAACCCUAGCGACUGUUCACACUAAAGGAAGACAUCCGACUACUUGUACCUACUGUCCUAACGAGGCCGGUCGUAUGCUACAGAUCACAUCGGACAAGUCUGGAUUACAAGGCUAACAUCUUUUAAUGGAACCAGACCUGCGGACUAGAAGAUAUCAUGAGGCCCAACAAGCUUUGGACCAAGCCCCCUCUGUUAAUCCUCCUGGCUGUGCAUUUGUUCCCCUGGACCAUCUACACACAAGAUGCUGAAUGUUGGCCAGAGAUUAGAGUACAUCGGAAUACAGUUAUGAGCGCUUCACCUGGAGAGGACCUGAGGAUUGAGUGCCCCGUUCACUUGUGCAACUACUCACAACCAGUGGUCUCAUGGUGUAAACUGGAUUUUUCAAAUAACUGCAGUCCUUUAAAUCGAUCUGCUCAGACUGAAACCCACUGGCAGAAUUUGAAAGGCAACACAGGGAUCUCAAUCCUAAAUUUGAAAGAUGUAUCUACAAACGAUGCAGGUCAAUAUAGGUGUCAAUAUAGAUCUGACAUGAGUCAUAGCAUCGAGAUCAGAGUCUCAGAGAGAGCAGACAUCUCCACAGUUGUGUGUGAGAAGAAUGAAACAACCAGCUCUCCACAUCCAAAUCCUGAAUUAGAGUGGCUUUUGCCUUACAUCUACCCUGUGGUGGGGAUUUUAGGGCUUGUUGUCGUGGUGAUGACUACAUCCAUCUUAUUGAUGCGAAGAAGUCGAGGUCGACCAAAGAACACUGAUCCAACAGAAAAUAAAUACACGGCUAUACCAAUGACACAACAAGCAUUGCCUGACAUCAGCCCCCAGCCCUACCCCAGAGCAAGCCCCCGUCAGCCCGUACCCACCAUCUACGACAACGCACCCUCCAGGAGACCCCCCCGCGCCCAUGCACCUCCCAGCCGGCCCGCUGCGAAUCCCAAGGCCUUACCAGAGGACAGAGACCAGGGCAACAGGAAGCCAUGCGAAAGGGAGAGAGAUGAAGAGAGUCUUCUGUACGCUGCACUCGACCACCAGGCUCUUCCUGGGGCCACAGGCCGGCCCCAGAGGCCCCAGGAGGAGUGCUCUGAGUACGCAGCCAUCCGUGUACACUGAACACCUGGCCAACACAACAUGCUGAGCCACUGACUUAAUUCCCUCCGAUGCACAGGACUUUCUUCACUUUAUGUUGCACAGAUUUUUUUGUUCAUUUGUGUACGUAUGAUGUCGGGUGGUUAAUGACAUUCCCACUUCCAACAAACAGCACUAUCAGUAACAUCUGUAAAACUGUGACAAACUUGUUUCUGUUAAUCCUCCUGUUUCACCUCAGAAGUGAGAGCUGUCUGACUAAUGAAAAGCCCCCAUGGUUUUACUGAGGUGUUGGAGUUUUACGAAGACAGUUUUUUUCGCUGCUUUGUUGGUUAUGCUGGGAUGUGAUCCUGCCUUGCACAAACCCUAACCCACAUGUGCACUUACAGCCACAUAUCCUGUUUGAAACUUUGAGAGUCUCAUCGACGUCUGAGUGCACACAUGUUUGCACGUACAAUAUGUAGAAGAUAAAUAUGAUCAUGUUAAUUUAUGUAUAUUGUGAAUGUACUGAUCUCAGACCAGUGCACAAACACCUGAACUGCAAACAGUAAUCCAAAGGUGCUCUAGAUUACUUACUAUAUCUACAGCUGCGUUACGGUCAUUUACAGCAAAGGAGGCGAACCACAUAUCUACUGGACUUGCCUGGGUGUUACAUUAGUGUUAUGAGUUAUUUCAUAACGCUAAUUUCAGCUGCGGCAGACUUAGGGGCCAACAUUGAUGUCAAAGUGGUCUAGUGGUGCUGGCCAUCUCACUUCUCCAGAAACUGCUUUCAGGAAAUGAGAACUUUCAGUACUCUACAGUACUGUUUGCCCUUAACUUUAAUGGACAUUUUAAAACCAUACUGUACUGUACUCUGUGGUUAUGAAAGUGUGAAAGUGUGCCCCCCACUAUCGCCCACGCACACUGUCACACUUAUGGCAUAAGUCCGGAAGUACAUCACGUAACAUUGUACAAUGAUGUGUAUGACAUCAGAGAACGGGAACAUCACAACUAAAUGUAUUUGUGAGGGAACUGUGAAAAAUCCCCAUGCAUUUGAUUAGCAUUUUUCAAUGCUAUGUACGGGGGACUAACAAGAACCAAACGUUUUCUUACAACAGUGUUCAGUGUUCUUACUAAAGUGUAACACUUUUGA